UUCACAGAGAAGCCCUUGCUCUUCAUUUCGGCUGCCGAGGAGGAUGCAGAUCUCCAUGUGGGGUCAUGUGGAGGACGCGGUUAAUAAGUCCGAUCAGGUCAUCUUGCGUGCAGACUGACGACUUGGGAACAAGGAACGGGUUCAGGGUGUCACAGUUGCAGUGGAGUGGGGGUUAACGGGCAAACCAGGGUGCAAUCUUAUGGAUAGUACGAGCACAUAUGUAGGCAGUGAAGACGUGACAUGUCGGGAGCGAAUCGGCAAGGCCGCGCACGGACGGACGGAUUCAAGACAACAUGGCAAGAUGGGAUUUUGCGAGAAAGCCGAUGCGGGCGAGUCAACGAAUUGGGGCCUCGGCCGUGUUUCGGGCCGCCAGGGUCUCGGGCAGGGCCGCGCUAAAGCCUGGCGCCACAGGCGGUCUGGGCUUCGCUGCUCGUCCUCACGUCGUCCAUCUCGUGCGACUGGUCAGCGGCUCGACGGGCCUUGUGCUAGCUCUAGGCCGCUCUGCCCUACGCCUCUCGCAGGCCUGGAGCCAUGUGCGACCUUACGCCACGCAAUCUAGUUUUCACAGAUCGUCUGAUUCUUUAUACCGGCGUGUGCACUGUGCAGCUCCACCUACUCGUAGGCAGUUGCAGAUAGCAGCCACUCACCAUGUCUCCGAGAUUGUCGCUCCAAUUCUGCCCUGUCUCGGGACGCCAUUUCGUCAUGGCCCGCCGUGGCUGGAGAUUUCACGCGGCUCGGAGCGUGCAUGCUAA
This is a messenger RNA of Aplosporella prunicola CBS 121167, 752 nucleotides long. RefSeq lists its product as uncharacterized. Lineage: Eukaryota; Fungi; Ascomycota; Dothideomycetes; Botryosphaeriales; Aplosporellaceae. The transcript has a single exon. The coding region runs from base 294 to 752 and encodes 152 amino acids. The record is from RefSeq and is a predicted model, not a curated record.